Molecule: messenger RNA, 1974 nt
Organism: Xylaria bambusicola
Lineage: Eukaryota; Fungi; Ascomycota; Sordariomycetes; Xylariales; Xylariaceae
Product: endochitinase
Exons: 4
Coding region: 214-1479 (421 amino acids)
Biological process (GO): carbohydrate metabolic process; chitin catabolic process
Cellular component (GO): extracellular region
Molecular function (GO): chitin binding; chitinase activity
Source: RefSeq, a predicted model, not a curated record
AAGGACCGGCCAGCCUAUAUGCCGUGUCUCACGUUCGCUUUCAACCACGUGAAUAACCAUCCACCAGGCCGUUCUGGGAGCAUCAGAUAGGAGUCGCGCAAAAGUAUAUAUAUCCCGAGGUUUGCUGAUCGUCCUACAUUCUAGCAGGAUCAAGCAUCUCUCAUCAACGCUCCUUUCUAUAUUUUCCACUUUCUUCUCGAGAGAUAAGCCAAAAUGGUCUCCUUCCGAAAUCUCGCCUCCCUGCUGCUUUCAGCAUCGUUGGCGGCGUCUAGCCCUAUCUCGGAGAUCACUGAGCGGGCGGCCAACUUCAAGAACGUCGUGUACUUCACGAACUGGGGUAUCUAUGGCAGAAACUACCAGCCGGCUCAGCUGCCAGCGUCUCAGCUAAACCAGGUUCUGUAUUCGUUCGCCAACUUCAGGAGCGACGGUACUGUCUACACCUCUGACAGCUAUGCUGAUCUCGAGAAACACUAUGAUGGUGACUCUUGGAAUGAUGUCGGUACCAAUGCUUAUGGUUGCGUUAAGCAGCUCUAUAAGCUGAAGCAGGCAAACCGCCAGCUCAAGGUACUCCUCAGUAUCGGUGGGUGGACCUACUCACCUGGCUUCGCUGCUAUGGCCGCCUCAGAUGCAUCACGCCAAAACUUCGCCAAGACGGCAGUUGAGCUCAUCAAGGACUGGGGAUUCGACGGCAUCGACAUCGACUGGGAGUGGCCCGCCAGCGCGACCGAGGCGAGCAACAUGGUUUCGCUGCUCAGCGCCAUCCGCAAGGAGCUCGACAGCUACUCGUCCAAAUACGCAAGUGGCUACCACUUCCUCCUCAGCGUGUGUCUGCCUGCCGGCCCGGACAACUAUAACAAGCUGAAGCUCGCUGAUAUGAACUCGGCCGGUGUCGAUCAGUUCAACAUGCUCGCCUACGACUACGCCGGCUCCUGGGACACCACCUCCGGCCACCAGGCUAACCUAUACUCCGACCCCGCCAACCCCAAGAACACUCCUUUCUCUACUGAUGCUGCCAUCAAGGCUUACCUCGCAGCCGGUGUUCCUGCCAACAAGAUCACCCUGGGUCUCCCGCUGUACGGCCGCGCUUUCGAGAGCACCGCCGGUCUCGGCCAGAGCUACUCCGGCGUCGGCUCGGGAUCCUGGGAGAACGGCAUCUGGGACUACAAGGUGCUCCCGCGCUCCGGCAGCGAGACGUACGACGCCACGGCCGGCGCCUCCUACUCGUACGACAGCGCCACCAAGGAGCUGGUCUCGUACGACAACGUCCAGUCCAUCCAGAAGAAGGUCAGCUACGUCCAGAGCAAGGGCCUCGGCGGCACCAUGUUCUGGGAGGCCUCGGGGGACAAGACCGGCAGCGGCAGCCUGAUCGCCGCGGCGUACAACUCCCAGGGCGGCGCCGGCUCCCUCGACAAGUCGCAGAACUUGCUCUCGUACCCCAACUCCAAGUACGACAACAUCAAGAAGAACCUCGCUGCUUAAGUUCGAGCCGGUAGCACUUGGCGAGCGGUCGUCUGCUAGUCAGACGCACGGAGAGAUUGCUUCGUGGUGAUCAUUGAUUGAUUGAUUGAUUGAGAGCACUUCGCAUGUUGGUUGGAUGGUUUGCAUCGGCGGGGCGCACAGGAUCGGGUUGGAUUUGAGGACAGACCUUACUUACGCUCGCUUCAUUUUUGGGAUACCCUGCUUACUCUCGCUUUUCACACGAACGGGGGCUGCUUGGUGCGGUAUGAUCCACAUGUAUAUAUUCUUCGCUUCUGGUAUAUAUUGACACUUGCCCGUUUUGAUCACUUAUUCCGUGCUCUGCAUAGUUCGAAUGUUACACCUUUGUCGCCGUGUGAAAUGCUUGAUGGUCCUCAUCGGCCUAGCGCCAGUCAAACUGGCCUAUGCUGAGAUGAUUUGAGACAACGUGCUACCGAACAAGCGUGAUUUGGCGACUGUUUCGCUACACGAGUAUUGAAAUUUUCAGCGGUACUACAA